Linepithema humile (Argentine ant) is the source of this 7639-nucleotide messenger RNA. Lineage: Eukaryota; Metazoa; Arthropoda; Insecta; Hymenoptera; Formicidae. The record is from RefSeq and is a predicted model, not a curated record.
AUUCUCGCGGUCGCGCCGCCGAGUCGCCGUGUCGGUUCGAUGCCAGAACGAGGCGCUAUUAUGACUCGAGUCCGGCUCGGUGAUCGUCGUAAGUCGAGGUGAAUUUGCACCGGCUCGCAUUGAGACGGCAUUGAACGCGGAAUACGCACGAAAAUCACGCGCGAAUUUGGCUCUUGUUUUUACUUCCGUUUUGCCGUCCGGCAAAAGAAGACGUGUGGCGCACAUCGCGCUCUGCCCUGAUCCGCGAAACACGCUCUCGUUACGCCAGUCCCGUUUGUUUUCAGCGAAAUCAUGAAAUGGCCUGCAAAUCAUUCAGAGGAUUUGGUGUUGAGGAAUGUAGGCGACGAAAGCACGGAUCAAAAUAAUAACAUAACUAUGACGAGUGAAGAUCUAUUACAGCCUGGCCAUGUGGUCAAAGAACGCUGGAAAGUUGUAAGAAAAAUAGGCGGUGGUGGAUUUGGAGAAAUUUAUGAAGGUCUGGAUUUAAUGACAAAAGAACAAGUUGCCCUUAAAGUUGAAUCUGCACGGCAACCCAAACAAGUCUUAAAAAUGGAAGUAGCUGUACUAAAAAAAUUGCAGGGUAAAGACCAUGUGUGCCGUUUUAUUGGCUGUGGACGUAACGAUCGAUUUAAUUAUGUUGUAAUGCAAUUACAAGGCAAGAAUUUAGCCGAGUUGCGCAGGGCGCAACCAAGAGGUGCUUUCUCACUCUCUACUACAUUACGUCUUGGUCUUCAAAUUUUAAAAGCUAUAGAAAGUAUUCACCAAGUGGGAUUUCUGCAUAGAGACAUUAAACCUUCAAAUUUUUCGAUCGGCCGUCAUCCUUACAACUCCAGGCUAGUAUAUAUGUUAGAUUUCGGUCUAGCCCGACAAUUCACUACUGGUACGGGAGAGGUGCGACCGCCCCGUGCUGCCGCAGGAUUUAGAGGAACCGUCCGAUACGCGUCAGUCAAUGCACACAAAAAUAAGGAGAUGGGUCGGCACGAUGACUUGUGGUCAUUAUUUUAUAUGCUAGUCGAAUUCGUUAAUGGACAACUGCCAUGGCGAAAAAUAAAGGAUAAAGAGCAGGUGGGCCUUAUGAAAGAAAAGUACGAUCAUCGAUUGUUGUUAAAGCAUCUCCCAUCUGAUUUACGAGUCUUUUUGGAACAUAUUCAGAGUUUGGAGUAUGCAGAUAAACCGGAUUAUGCUAUGUUAUCUGGCCUGUUCGAAAGAUGUAUGAAACGUAGGGGUGUAAAGCCGAAUGAUCCCUAUGAUUGGGAACGACCAUUAAUAGCUAAUGAAGGUUUAUCAACUACCAGAUCGUUGCCUACAGUACCACCUGUAGCAGCACCGCUUACCACAGCUACCACCAUUAAUCAGCCGCCGACUAUAAAUGUGGAUACGAAUAAUCAAGAAAACGUGGAGCCAGACAACAGAAAGGAGUUGGAUGCACAACUGGAUUAUGAAAGUAUAUAUAGAAGAAAUAGACAACGAGGAAUAGAAGGUUCGCCGGUGCCAUUCGCGGCAGCUAUUAGCAAUCACGGUAGGGAUAAAAAUUGCAAUGCCACGAUACCAACGACUGAUAAUACGCAUCAGCAAGUCGCGCAACAGACCAUGUCGCCUCUACCAACACAAGGAUCUCCUAAAAAACGACGCGCCGUAUCUAUGGCGGUCGACCCGGUGACCGAGCAAAGGGAACCUCUCAGAAGAGAGCCGAGAAGAAGAGCGGACAGCCGGCAACAAGUGAGAGGCGGACGUUCGACGGUACGCGACUGUUCCAUUACGCAGUUCGCGCAAAUAGACGACGACAAUGUGUCCGCCCUGCAGCAAGUGACCAAAGGCGGUGGAGGAUUGACUCUGGCCUCGCAAUGGAAGUCGCAGUUUGACGACUCCGAAGAGACCGAUAACGAGUGGAAGGGCGAGAAUUUGCAGAGUCCCGAGCACAAAGGAACGAGUGCUCCAUCCAUACCACCGCAGCCCGCAGAUGUUGUCGAAGGCUCGCAAAAACUUGACACUAAACCUACCGUGGCGCAACCGGAUGUGCCGAACGAGUGUCAACAACAGUCUCUGGUUCCCGCAGCGUUGUCGAAAAUAAGCGAGGAUUCGCCGAGACCAGCGACACUACAUAGAUGUUUAAAUAUCGCGGGUAUUGAAAAAUAUCCGGAACUCCAAGGGGCGCUUCCACGAGCUUGGAGUGUUCCGGUGUUAGCGCCGCAUGUCCGACCUUAUCUUGAAGCUCCAUUGGUUCAACAGGCGGCAUUCGACGAUUUGCUGUAUGAAGUGGACGUUAUGAGAAAUGUCGCCACCCGAUACGACGAGCCGAGGCAAACUGAACCAACCAGAAGAUCUAGUCUACCAGCAGUGGCUUUUUCUGUUUCUGACACGAUGUUCAACACUCCCAGAGGGGAGGAAGAGGAGGAAGCAGUAGCGGGGAGGUUAGAAAUCAGAGUGGUGGAUGCGACCGGUGGUGCUACGAUUGUGCAAACCAGCGCCGACAGAGAACCAUUACAAAAAAAAUUAGCAAACGGCACGGCGGGUAGCCCGGCUAGUCCUAAUCCGGGACCGGAAGAACCAUCGAUAUAUUACGACGCUACCGAAAAUCGACCGAUCGCAAACGCGAGUUUGCAAAAGGAGUCGUCUAGUAUUAUUACUGCCCCGACUACUGUACAAAACGCAGUAUUGCCUCGUGAUAAUAAGGAUAAUAAAGAGAAGGAAACAUCCAGUAGGACGUACAUCACUCAUAGUAAAAUACCGAUUCCCGUGAAGAGUCCGAGAUGCUCGCUAUCCGAAUCGACGCCCGAGAAUAAUACUCCGAAUAUCAAAGCGGGAACAGGAAGUGAUGUAGAAAAACUGCCGACGCCCGCAGCCGCAACUAAGGAGAAAGAGAAUACCAGCUCUGCCGAAGACGAAAAUCUAACUGGAUGCACGCCCGCUUUGCGCCGCCGGAGACAAAGUGAAAAGUAUGUGACAGACGCUAGUCAGCUGAAUCUGCAGUUCCAAAGACCGCAACACAGAACGAGACCGCAGUCCGAGGUAUUGCCGAGGCUUUCUCCGAGGGGAGUACCGUCGCACCUUCUACGAGAGCCAGGUAAAAAGUCCGAGGAGAGCAGUGAAAGUGACUCGAACAGCAGCGGACCGCCCAAGUCGGCCCGUCAACCGCCACCGCCACCCACGUCGUUGCCACCACAUAUAGCCGAGAACAAUGCUAGAUGCCGUCGUUAUUGGCCCAUACCAGACGCAACGGUUGCCAGCAGAGAAUCGUGAGAUUUGGUAUAUUCGAAAUAACAAAUAGCCGCGGUUUGCGUUAAGGUUUUAGAGAAGGCUUUACUGCUCAACUAACGGAGAAUGUGAUAUCAUUUGGGGCAGCGAUCUUUCUGAUAAAUAACGUCGUCGGAUACGUGAAAAUUUUAGCGAAAGUGCAUAUCUGUAUAUCUACGUGGAUACAGAAACUAGCUAUUCAUUUAGCAUGCGAAGAUGUAAACUGUCUGUGAAUGCAUAUUCAGAUAAUGCCGCUUUAAUUAACUACUGAAAUUCUUGAGCGAGCUCGUCGAAAAAAAGGAAAUAUCCCGAGUUAUUUCUGGGGGCGCGUUGCUCAAUAAAUAAAAUUUCAGUAAAUUGACUAAAAAAGUGUAUGUGAGAUUGUUUUCAGUGUGCAAUCACAGUGCAACAAUCCGAUGAUCUGAGAUAGUCGCUUUUUAAGGACUAUGCUCCUUCGUUACUUAGAUAUACACUUGCCGUUUGUGUUACAGUAUGAACAUGUCCAUCUAGUAUCUUUAGAUUUUUACAUAUGAUAUUAUAUAUUUUCUUUUUCUUUUUCUUUUUUUUUUUUUUCUUUUUUACACCUUAGAUUUGCAUAAAUUGAUUUAUGCAUCUCGGAUGUUAUGUAUAUGUUACCAGAGAGAACUCUAUGCUUUUAUUAAAUCCGAUAGAAAUUCCUUUGCACAGAAGUAACAAAUGCACCUUUCCUCACAUAAUUUCUAUAUGAAAAUUUUCUUGUCAAGUUUUGUAAGCUUUAUAAUUUUACUUUAGUGAUAGUGAUAUAAAAAUAUUUCUGUUAUCCUCUAAUACAAAUAUUAUAACAACUGCUGUUGUACACUGAAACGUACUUUAUUUGUUAACAUAAUACGGAUAUUUUAUAUCUGAAGAGAAUGAGUGCUUGAUAAUUCGAUUAAAAUUGUACUCACCCGAUUUAUAAGCGUGCUUUAAAUUAUUAGUAAUUUAGAGUUGCUACUUUGCAAUGAGCAUAAAUCAUGUAAAAGUAAUGUAACAAUUUGAUAGAUAUUACGUAACGUCGCAGGAAAAAAAGAUGAGUUUUUCAUUAAAAAAGAAAAAAAAGAAGUGGCAGCUCUAGAAUGAUUAUUGAAUUCAAGUCAGCUGUACUAGUCCUGUUAGUAGCCUGUUAAUAAGGUCAACAAAAUGCAAUUUUUUUCGCAUAUAUACAUGAUGUCCCAAAAAAAACCGCCGAGUGCCCUUUCAAUAACAGAUUCUUUGAUCAAUUUAGUCAAUUUUUCUUGGAGUAGAAUUUAUCUCCGUACGUGAUGCUAAAGAUUCAAGAUACUUGAAAUUAGAUUAUAUUGUAUUAAUUAUAUUUUCCAAGAUUGUGAUAUUUGAAAAGUUACUAAAUUAUAUUUGUAUCAUUACUAUUAUGAAGAUAUUUAAAAUACAGUGUGUAAAAUAAUGUAAAACUUUUAGAUGUAAGGAAAAUAUCCCGAAUUUAUCAGAGAAUCUAGAGGUGAAAGGAAGUACACAGAGAAGUACUUGGGAAAUCUUGUAUUCGAGCGCGUAUGCGUGUAUGGGCGAGAAUUAAAGAGAUACGUACGUAUGUGAGAGACAUUUUAAAUAGAAACUUUCAAAUAAUGUUUGUACCAAAUGAUGUACCAAACACAGGUUCCUUUAUUGGAUAUGGUAUAUAAAUACAUAAACAUACACACAAACAUAGCUAUAGUAUUCUAUGCUUUUUUGAAAUAUGUAUGUAUAUAUAUAUAUCUUUUCAUGUACUUACAUGUUUCAAGAUAUCACAGCAUACCAUAGUAAUGUAUACGAAGAAAAAAACCGUCAAAUGGGGAGAUGUAAUUUUACGGCACACAUUUAAACAUUUCUUAUGCACAUAAUACGAAAAAAAAGGUUGAUAUAAGCACGGAUGCUUUGUGAUUUUUCUUAUAUAAUGAGUCUUGAGUGAAAAGUCUAGUGAUGCAUAAAACUAGUCAAGUAGAAUAAUCCAUAAUGUGCUAUUGUUAAAUCCAAUUUAAAUAUAGAGUCAUGUCAACUUGUAUAAAAUAGGAAGAUUAUUCUGUGCAAUGAUUAAUAUAAGAUCAAGUAUAAAAAUGUGUUCCAAUAUUGGCGAAAAGUGGACACACAUGAUAUAAUUUUCUUACAAAAUGUCGAUUUUUUUUUUCUUAGUGAAUAACGAGUCGAGAUAACACAAUCUUCCUCGAAAUUUUUGUCAAGAUAGAAUUAAGAAUUGAGUCCAAAGGUUCGCGAAAAAUACGUGAUCACUUUUUGCCAAUUCUGCGGAUACCUUAAAUAAUAAUUCUUAAAUUAACAAGUUUUUAAUCUCGUUUUGUUCGAAAGGACAUAACGCGCAACAAAAAAAGAUUGUAUUAAUAGGAAGUUAAUCAUCGACUUAUUGCUUAUUAAUUAUGUGGCAAUAUCUUCGUGUAAAUGUAUACGAAGUGCGGAUACACGACGUAGAUCGAAUAGGAAUAAAAGGAUCAAAAUUGAUGAAAAUUUUGCGAUAUUGUUAAUGAUAGCGUUAUUAUAUACGAGGUCAAAAUAUAAAAACGUAUAUCUUUUCAUGCAAGUAUGACAUAGGCUUGUAAAGUAUUAUUCGAGAUACAUGUAUAAUAGAAUUCAAAGAGUUUCACCGAGCUUUUUUUCAGGAGGAAAAGAGAGAAAGGAGAGAAUAGGAGCGCAUCUUCUUUUCGAAUUUAUGUAAAUAAAUGGCAUGUAUGCAUAUAUAUAUAUGUAGAUAUAGCUUAUAACAAAUGCAUAUAUACAUGUAUGCAUAUAAGUGCAUAUAUUUAUAUAUAUAUAUACACACGUAUUUUAUGGACAUGAAAAUGUAACAUACAGUAAUUAAGCAGAAAGUUAUGAUGUUCAACAAAUUUGAGAGAUUAACUCAUUAAAGUCGAAUAGACAUUCAAGACAUUCUUGGAUUUUGCAAGACAGCAAUAUACUUUAAUAUUCUUGCAGCGACUGUCUCUCUCUCACUAUAUUUGAAGGCAAUAAUUGUCGCCUUUUUACGCAAGUGAACAAAAUCUAGGACAGAUUAAAAUAAUAACUGGACUUUAAUGAGUUAAUUUAAAGCCGAUAUAAUCGAUAUAAAAACUGAUAUUAUAAUAAUGUAGGAUACCAACAUCCACUGGAAGGUAUUUGAAAAGAUAGAUGCUUCAAAAUUUUGCGGGCAAAAGUUAUAUAAAGGAUUAUUUUGCAAUAGUUUAUUUCUCGACAUUAAAUAUUAUUCUGAUCAAGUCUCAAAUUAGCGUUUUGCUAAAAUAAAGUCCACUCGAAACUAAGAAAUGAAAUUAUUUUUAUAAAACUUAUUUUUAUUUCGUUACACUUAUAAAAUAUAGGAAUUCUAUAUGGUAAGAAAAGUCUAUCAUUAAAAUAUUUUCCAGUCGUGGUACUCCGUACACGAAGACUCCCGAAGAAAAAUGAUAAUAGAGCGAUAUUCUUAACCGGAUUUGACGAGCAAAGAAUGACGUUGUUCUCAAGUUCCACAAAGAAUAUCACUCUACUAUUUUCACAUUUAUUUAUUUAUUUAUUUUGUAAUACCGUCUAUGUAUCAUACGGCGUUUCGUAUAAAUUUGUCUACUCUACUACGACACUUGACUUUCAAAUCUUGGCCGUGCAUAAAUGUCACUGUACGUACGUGAGCAUGUUUUUUCCUUUGUUUUUUUUUUUUUGUUCGUUCAUAUUGCCUGAAAGGUGGAAAGGUAUCAUUCCAUCCAUGAUUCUGUAUUAUAACGUACGCAUUAUACAAUAGGAAACGCGAUCAUCAUUUCUAUCUUUAACAAUGUACAUGUAUCCGCAAAUCGUUGUGACCAGACCUCGAGGAGAAUAUGUUUCUGCUGUAAUAUGUAAACUGAUCUUUUGCAGGAAAUUUAAUAUACAUUAUUGUGGCCGCUUCGUGUCGGAAGUGAGUCAUGUGUAGUUAAUAUAAAUAUAGCGCAACAUUAGCUGUAACGAACACCGCUAGAAAAUGAAAUAUUGUAUUGUCACAUAAGCGAAAGUCAAUGUAGCUGAAACGUUCAGUUCAGCAAUUUGAACUUGAUGCUCUUCCCCGCCCCGUGCAGUUCGGUAUAACGAAAAUUUGCGGUUUCUUUAAGGAAAUGCGACACAUCGAGUCCAAUCCAAAUAAAUAUCGAAGCGUUCCAAACACACACAGAACUUGUCUCUCAAUAAUGUAAUUUUAUAAAACGCGAUACCAGCCAGUGUAUCGGCCCGGUUUAUUUAGAAACGAUGGUCCAUCUUGUUGUAAAGCAAUUUGAGCCGCUGAUCGCAGAAGAAUAGAUUGGGGGAAAUCUAGGCGUAUAAAACUUUAUAUAUAGAUAGAAAUGAAUGAAGAAAGGAAAUCAACUGAUAAGAUAAAUAAAAUGUGCGAGCGUUUAAACUUCCUGGUAUCUCUCUGCAGAAUAAAUAAAAUCUAUCUAUUCUAUUGCAA